This is a messenger RNA of Athalia rosae (coleseed sawfly), 1966 nucleotides long. Its product is annotated as armadillo repeat-containing protein 6 homolog. The coding region runs from base 148 to 1533 and encodes 461 amino acids. The record is from RefSeq and is a predicted model, not a curated record. Gene Ontology annotation, biological process: hematopoietic progenitor cell differentiation. The transcript is spliced from 5 exons. Gene Ontology annotation, molecular function: protein binding. Lineage: Eukaryota; Metazoa; Arthropoda; Insecta; Hymenoptera; Athaliidae.
ACACAACCAAACCUGAAAAUGAUCUACAGAAUGGAGAAUGGAAGGGCUCUGAUUCAUGCUUCUCCCAGGUCUAUGUGUUCACAUUCACUUCCUAUUAAAGAAAUUUCAGUACGAUAGAAGUCGGUAACGUCAAGAAAACUAUUCAUCAUGGUGCGCGUUAUAACUCAAGAAACUUACGACGAAGUCGUCAAGGAGAAUAUCGAGGAAUUUUCGAUGACACCGGAGGAAGCGAUCAAUGAUGCUUGCAAACAAUUUGAAGCUCAGGGUGUUGAUCUGAGUAAUAUCAUAAAAGAUCUAGUCAUUUCAAACGAUUCCGAAACGAUAAAAACAUGUUUGACAAAACUUUUGGACCAUGUAAAAUCGAAAAACUUGGAAGGUGUUCCAAUCAUCUUGGAAAAAUUACAAACUGAACUCGACAAGGACAUGGCUAGGAAAGUUCACGCUGCAAAACUUGGAGCGUACUCUGUACUCACGGAUCUUGUGGAAGCAUCGAAAAAUGACAGCAAAACUCUUAGACCAGUGCUUAAAACACUGACUUCAUUAACCACCGGAUACCCAGAUUUAUUGGACGCAAAAGGAAUUUCUCUACAAAUUGAGCUUUUAGAUUGUGAGCACGACAUAACCACUAUACAGUUGUUGCUACGUUGGAUAAGACAAUGCUGUAUAAAACAUGAAAUGAACAGACAGAACAUAUUUAAUGCCAACAUAUUUGAUAAACUCAAACUGCUCUUAGAACGCAACGAGGUUACUGCCGGUGAAGUGGGAGAUAUUUGCUCAGUAUUGAGAGCUUUGGUACUCGAUGACGACGUGAGACACGAAUUUGGAAAAGCACAUGAACAUGCGACAGGGAUUGCGAGGGAAUCUUUGGGUGUACUCACCUCACUGAUGCAGAGAUUUCGCGGCGAUAAGUGUGCUGUUGGUGAUCUGAUGCUUACCCUAGCUUCUCUGAUAGUGAGAAAUGAGUUCUGUCAAACCGUUGAUGACGCUGGUGGUCUAAAGUUUAUUUUAGAUGUCAUGGUCGAAUAUCCAGAUACAGAGAAACUCAAUCGACAAGCCCUGAAAUUACUAAAAGCCUUGGCUGGUAAUGACGAGGUCAAAGCUCAUAUCGUAACCUCUGGGGGGGUGCCUCUGAUUAUAUCUGUGAUCAGUAGGCUAAAGGGCCAUGAGGAUAUAGCGUCAGCAGGAAUGGCUUGUAUUUCUGCGUUGACUUUGAGAAAUCCAACUAACGCAGGCGUUUUCUAUGACUGUGGUGCUCCACUGGUCAUCGUUGACGUGAUAAAGAGUCACCCGGACAACAUGAACGUCAUUAGACAAGCUUCAUGGGCGAUACGAAAUAUGUCUGUGAGGAAUAAGCCUGAAUCUAGAGAGUUUUUAGUACAUGGAGUUGAAGAGCUGCUCAGAAACGCGAUGCAAUUGCACGGAGAAAGGCUAGAAGAGGAUAUAAAAGCUGCUCUCAGAGAUCUCGGAUUGAAAGUUGAACUUAAGGAGAGGUGGGUCGGGAAUCGGGGCUCAUUAGCAAACGUCGUUAACUGACGGGAUCAGCUUUAUAUAAACUGCAUUUUUAAUUCGUCGAAGGUACGAUGAAAUAUAACGAAAUGUACUUGCUAGACGAGUAACGGUUGCGUUAAAUUGCGACUCAAGGCAUGAAAUUCAACUAAAACUGCUAAAACUAUGUAAAACUGCCCGCUACUCAACUGACUACGAAAAAAAUGAGUCCGAAAAAUGUUAUUCCAUCUUUGAUGAUUGACAAGUAAAGCGCGUUGAUCAGAAAUUGAACUGGAACAAGAGUUAAUUAGGCAUAAAAAUAUUUAUCCAUGUACCAAAUUUAGUAACCUUUAUCCGUGUUAAUUGAUAUUUUUUAUGAAGUAAACCCGCUUUCUCUAUUGAUUCACGCAAAGAUUUAUUUCAAUUCGUAGCUUAAUCUUGUAAUUAGAUUCAUAUUCCGAGAUUAAAAUUCAAAGAAUAA